Molecule: messenger RNA, 806 nt
Organism: Nelumbo nucifera (sacred lotus)
Lineage: Eukaryota; Viridiplantae; Streptophyta; Magnoliopsida; Proteales; Nelumbonaceae
Product: flowering-promoting factor 1-like protein 3
Biological process (GO): regulation of flower development
Source: RefSeq, a predicted model, not a curated record
CCACGACCACGAUCGAGUCCCCUACUUUCUCAUUGUUAGUGUCUCUCUUGCUUCAGAGAGCAGAGCUGAGCUUCGUCCGCUGCCGAUUGGUGGUGGUGCUCGCUCGCUCGCUCUCUCUCUCUCUCUCUCCUUGUCUGUGUUUGGGCGGAGAUGUCUGGGGUGUGGGUGUUCAAGAACGGUGUGGUUCGGCUGGUGGAAAAUCCGGCGAUAGAGUCGCUGGAUGGGAGUCGACAAGGGUCGACCACCCGGCGCAAGGUUCUGGUUCACAGCCCUACGAAUGAGGUGAUCACGUCCUACGCCGUUCUGGAGCGCAAGCUCUUGGAGUUGGGAUGGGAGAGGUAUUACGACGACCCAGACCUUCUCCAGUUCCACAAGCGAUCCACAGUUCACCUCAUUUCUCUCCCCAGAGAUUUCACCAAGUUCAAGUCCAUGCACAUGUAUGACAUCGUUGUCAAGAACCGUAACUGCUUUCAAGUUAGAGAUAUGUAGUAGCUCCAUCUCUUCCAUCCACCACCACUCAUUCCUGUCUCUCUCUCUCUCUCUCUCCUUCUCUGCACUCUUAUUCCCUUCUCUUUCUAUCUCUUUUUGCUAUUGGGUUUCUUCUUAUGAGUGAGUGGGCAUGCAUGGCGUAUGUAUGGGGAAAGUAAUUAUAAAUUAUAAUAUUAUAUAGCUAGAGCAUAUAGAGAGGAGUUAGAUAGAUUUGGGGUUUGAAUUGAUUAGUCUCCUCUCGUUUUGUAAAUGUUAUUAGUGAGUGAUAUAUUGAGCAAAUAAAUAAUGAAAUAUGGGCUAUCUGGUUUUCUGUGUGA